Messenger RNA from Eutrema salsugineum, 548 nucleotides. Its product is annotated as elongin-C. Gene Ontology annotation, biological process: ubiquitin-dependent protein catabolic process. Gene Ontology annotation, molecular function: protein-macromolecule adaptor activity. Bases 94 to 384 code for a protein of 96 amino acids. The transcript is spliced from 3 exons. Lineage: Eukaryota; Viridiplantae; Streptophyta; Magnoliopsida; Brassicales; Brassicaceae. Gene Ontology annotation, cellular component: elongin complex. The record is from RefSeq and is a predicted model, not a curated record.
UUGGGAUUAAAUCCGCGAGUUAAAGUCACGCGCGGUAGAGAACAGAGGAAGCCAAAGCCGACGCAGGGAGAGAGAGAGGCGACGACGACGAAGAUGAGGGAGACGGUGAAGUUGAUAAGCAUGGAGGGUUUCGAGUUCGUCAUCGACAGGGAAGCCGCCAUGGUUUCUCAGACCAUCCGAAGCAUGCUCACUUCUCCAGGUGGUUUUUCGGAAUCGAAAGACGGUGUCGUGACUUUCCCUGAUAUCAGCACCACAAUUUUAGAGAAGAUCUGCCAGUACUUCUAUUGGUCUCUUCAAUACUCAAGAGGCAAAGAGACAGAGUUCCACAUCGAGCCUGAACUGACUUUGGAGCUGAUGAUGGCUGCUAACUAUCUUCACACUUGAAGAGUUAAAAUGAUAAACUCUGCUGAAUCUUACUCAAAUAGUAUAGUUUGGUUUAGGCCUGGACAUAAAAUGUAAGUACCUGGAUCAUUUGUGUGGGAACAUAUAUCUAAAACGCUGUUAUGUUUCGUUUCCUUUGAUAUUAGACUUACCAAAGUUAUACCAUU